AUGGGUCUCAAGACCUCCUCUACCAUCCUCUGUCUCACCAUCUUACUCGGUGUCUCCUCCAUUGUAUCAGCGGUUAACAUAACCCGAGCACUCGAGAAAUACCCUGAAUUCAGCACCAUGACCGAGCUUUUAACCAAGACCGAGCUUACACCAAUUAUCAACAAACGUCAGACCAUCACCGUGCUGGCUCUUAGCAACGAUGCAAUCGCCUCAAUCUCUGGUAGACCCGAGGAGGAGCUCAAGAACAUUCUUAUGAACCAUGUGGUUCUUGACUACUUUGAUGAGCUCAAGCUCAAGGGUCUCAAGGACAGGAGCACAUUGCUCACUACUCUUUACCAGUCAACUGGUUUGGGCCAACAGCAAAACGGUUUCCUCAACUGCACCAAAGCUAACGGAAAGAUUUACUUUGGGUCUGGUGUGAAAGGCACUCCUCAAACCGCCGAAUACAUCACGACCGUUUUCCGUAACCCAUACAACCUCUCUGUGAUCCAGAUCAGCAUGCCCAUUGUGGCUCCUGGACUUGGGUCUCCAGUCAAGGUUCCUCCACCACCACCCAUGACUUCACCACCGGCUCCAUCUCCCAAGAAGGCUGCAGCCACUCCAGCUCCUGGACCAGCUGAGGAAGAUGAUUAUGCAGACGCUCCUCCUGGUGCGGCUCCAGAAACCGCACCAGCAUCAGCACCGUCAGAAGAUUCUCCUGCUCCUGCUCCAUCAAAUGCUGGUAAGAAGAAAAUGGCAGCAGCUGAUGAGGCUGAACCACCUUCUUCUGCAUCUAACGCCAGUUUAAGCUUUGGUGUUGUCAUUUUCCUCGGGUUUGUGGCUAGUUUUACUGGGUUCUAA
Messenger RNA from Arabis nemorensis, 840 nucleotides. NCBI's taxonomy places the organism in Eukaryota, Viridiplantae, Streptophyta, Magnoliopsida, Brassicales, Brassicaceae. The record is from the annotation of a GenBank genome assembly.